Mesorhabditis spiculigera is the source of this 1776-nucleotide messenger RNA. The record is from the annotation of a GenBank genome assembly. NCBI's taxonomy places the organism in Eukaryota, Metazoa, Nematoda, Chromadorea, Rhabditida, Rhabditidae.
AUGUUCUUUCUUACGAUCCUCUGCAUAUCAAUCCUGUUACCGGUAUGCGUUGAUGCUCAACCGAGCUUCCGCGUCAUGACGUUCAACAUCUGGAACUGCGGCGGGAACGUGAACGAUGGAGUGGCGAAGAUCGCAAAGCAUAUUCUGCUGGUUAACCCGGAUAUUGUGGCAAUGCAGGAGGUCGAGUACGAGAAAUGCGCCGAGAACAUCACCCAAUAUCUGCCCUCCAGCUGGCAUUUCGUGCACCCCGACCGCGAUUAUCCAGAUGUCAUGAUCCUCACAAAGCAUAAGAUUGUUGAAGUCGUUUCGCACAAAGAUGACGCGUACAUCUACGCGAAAGUCGAGCUCCCCGGCGAGAAGCACGUCAACUUCUGGUCGGUGCACGCGGAGGCAAGAGCCUACGGCCCCUACCUCGCCUACAACAAGCUGGUCACCAACAUCUCGCAGAUUCUCAGCGCCGAACAUGCCGGGAAGGAAGGCCGUGCCGAAGAACUUGGUGGCCUCCUGGCCAGCCCGGAGAUGGCAGCAGCCCUGAAAAUCGUCGAUCAAGUCCCAAUCGUAGUCGCUGGAGACUUCAACGUGCCUAGCCAUCAAGACUGGGGAGAGGAUACAAAGUCGAUCCACGGGGGCUGGGCAGUGCCGUGGCCAGCCACCAAGGAGUUGACCGAUCAGGGAUUUGUGGACAGCUACCGAGCACUUUUCCCGGAUCCGGUCAAAGAUCCGGCCCGAACCUGGUCCACCUGCAAUAAGAUGAAUAGCGAAUAUAAUUACGCCUUCGAGGAGGCACAAGACCGAAUUGACUUCAUCUUCUACCAGGGUCGCGUGAAGCCCUCUAGGAGCCAAAUCAAGAUUCGCGGUCUGUCGUUACGUCAGUGUGAAGAGGGAGAAAAAGCAGAGAGCUCGGCAUACGACACUAUAAUUGACGGCGUGCGCGUACCCCAUGGAUCUUGUAAAUACAUGAAUAGUAUAUGGACGCGACAUCGAAUUGCUUUUAAGCGACUCUUACUUAUUCCCACCAUUUUAUUUGUGCCUGCCCCACACGUGUACAACUUUUGGUGGUAUUUGGUGCAGCAGCCUGAAGAAAACGAGGAUAUCGACAUCAAGCAGUCCUUCGUCAUCAUCGACGCCUGCCGAUCGAUAAUCGCGCUCCUCCUGGGCGCCCUGAUGGCCAUCGGCGUCUAUAAAAAAUACCCAACUCCGCUUCUCUGCUAUUCGUCAUAUUUGAUAUUCUUCUGCCUAGUCUUCCUAAUCGACACCGUCACCGGAUUCUCCAACAAAGGCUUCUGGCUCGCCCUCGGCAGCAUGCUGAUCUAUUUCAGCUAUGGUGGCGUGAUGCUCUAUGAAUCCCGUGUUCCGUACGAGUUGGUGGACAUUGGGGCCAACCUGGGCCAUCCCUCCUACAAAAAUGAUCUCGAGGAGGUGAUCAAGCGAGCGAAAGAAGCGGGCAUCAAAAAAUUGAUGCUCACCGGCACCUCGGAAGAAAUCAGUCAUUCGGUGUGCAAGCUGGCCGAACGGGAGCCCGGGUUUUUAUACUUUACGGCCGGUGUCCACCCUCACGAUGCCAAAGAUUUCAAAGAAGGCACUCUGGAUACAUUGAGAACGCUGGACAAGUUGACCGAGCCGGCGCUGCAAUUGCAUAACUUCUCAUCCUUCGACCGAAAUGAGCCCAGUACGCUGGCGGCAAUUUGCGAAUUGAUAGCCGGGUUUAUGGACGUGGAUCCGGUGGAGGUAGCCCGGGUAACAACAGAGAACGCCAAACGAAUUUAUGGACUCGAA